Molecule: messenger RNA, 1218 nt
Organism: Musca vetustissima
Lineage: Eukaryota; Metazoa; Arthropoda; Insecta; Diptera; Muscidae
Product: vitellogenin-1-like
Exons: 3
Coding region: 1-1218 (405 amino acids)
Molecular function (GO): lipase activity
Source: RefSeq, a predicted model, not a curated record
AUGAAUACUUUCAAACUUUUAUUUGUGGUGGGUCUGUUGGCAGCUACUGCGAGUGCCAAUCGCCAACAUCAUCAACAUCAACAAUCGCAGAAGUUAAAACCAAGCGAAUGGUUCUCCCCCAAACAAUUAAAAGAUUGUCCAUCACUGGAUGAUGUCACCGUUGAGCGUUUGGAAAAUAUGUCCUUGGAGGAAGGAGCUGAGACUUUGCGUACCAUUUACCACGUUUCCCACAUCAACUAUGACAUGCAGCCAUCGUAUACACCAACUCCCAGCAGCAUUCCCGUGACAAUCUUCAAAAGCAAUGGCGAAAAGGUCGAGACCACCUUGGACAAAAUGGCCUCCACUGCCAAACAAAUGCCCAAAUUUGGCAAACAGGAGAUUACCAUUUACAUUACCGGUGUCCCAGCUAAAACGGAAACUGUACACAAGGCCAAUAGUGAACUUGUAAAUGCCUAUGUGGAACGUUAUCGCCAUCGUGCCUCCAAGACCGAAGAGGAAAAUCCCAAUACUGGUAAUUUGGUGGUCAUUGAUUUGGGUGAACAAUUGUCCAGUGCCAAACGUUACGCCUUGUUGGAUGUUGAAGAAACCGGUGAAAAGAUUGCCGAAAGCAUUGCCGAUUUGAUUGAAGAAUGCAAGGUACCCCACAACAUUGUCCAUAUUGUGGCCCAUAAUAUUGCCGCUCAUGUUGCUGGUGCCGCUGGUGAGGCAUUCGAACGUCAAACUGGUGAACAAUUUAGCCGGAUCACUGCCCUGGAUCCUUCCAAAAUCUAUGCCGAAGAAUCGGAUUGUUUGACCGGUUUGGCUCGUGGUGAUGCUGAAUUUGUUGAUGCCAUCCAUACCUCUGCCUGGGGCAUGGGCACAACCCGUCGUGUCGGUGAUGUUGAUUUCUUCCCCAACGGUCCAUGCCGUGGUGUUCCCGGUACAAACAAUGUUAUCCAGGCCACUAUGCGUGCCGUUCGCCUGUAUGCUGAAUCUGUCCGUCCCGGUCAUGAACAUAAUUUCCCCGCCGUUGAAGAACGUUCCGUUGAGAAUUACAAGAAUUAUGGUUGUGGUAAACGUGUCCAUAUGGGUCUGGCUGUUGACAAGAAUGCCAAGGGUGAUUUCAUCCUCCAGGUGAAUGAACAGAGUCCCUUCGGCCAACGUGCUCCAGCUAAACACAAUAAGGAAUGCCAUAAAUCUCAUAGAUCCUCUGCCACCUGGUCGUCGGAAAGAAAUUAA